Equus caballus (horse) is the source of this 5343-nucleotide messenger RNA. It is a transcript of the gene BRD1, whose product is annotated as bromodomain containing 1. Gene Ontology annotation, biological process: regulation of transcription by RNA polymerase II. Gene Ontology annotation, cellular component: MOZ/MORF histone acetyltransferase complex. Lineage: Eukaryota; Metazoa; Chordata; Mammalia; Perissodactyla; Equidae. The record is from RefSeq and is a predicted model, not a curated record. Gene Ontology annotation, molecular function: protein binding.
GGCUGUCGGGCGGCCGGGCUCGUCUGGCGCCGUCCCCGCCCGGCCUGCGCGUGGGGUCGCGGCGGCCCCGGACGCGCUGCCUGUGGCGGCGCGGCGCGUUAUGUAACAGACACGCUCGGGGUUUGGCCCGACAGGAAACUCCCGCGAGUGGGGCCGCGCCGGGAGCGCUCCCGACCGAGCCCGGGCGGCCCCGCGCGCCCUCGGCGGUUGGGGACAGGGACGGCGGGAUCGCGCUGCCGGCUUCCGGGCGGGUUUGCAGUGAGCCCCCGAAGUGGACUUGCGCCCGGCUGCCCCGGGCCCGGCUGCGAGAAGCAACUUUGCCGAGGUGUAACUUGCGGACAGUACCGCUCCCGCGAGCGCGCAGUCGGGUCCUGGCCAAUGUAUACGCGCCCAGGAGGCCGCCCCCGUCGGAAGCAUCCCCGCCGCCCCACAGAGUUCGCCCCGGCCCGGUCUCCAGGGAGUCAGUACCAAAUGAGGAGGAAAGGACGAUGUCAUCGAGGCGCUGCAGCAAGGCACCCUUCCUCCCCGUGCAGUACUAAACACUCCCCCACGCGGGAGACCCUGACCUACGCACAAGCCCAGAGGAUGGUUGAGAUAGAGAUUGAGGGUCGCUUGCAUAGGAUCAGUAUUUUUGAUCCGUUGGAGAUCAUAUUAGAAGAUGACCUCACUGCUCAAGAAAUGAGUGAAUGCAACAGCAAUAAAGAAAAUAGUGAGAGGCCCCCUGUGUGCCUAAGAACUAAGCGUCACAAAAACAACAGAGUGAAAAAGAAAAAUGAAGCCCUUCCCAGUGCCCACGGUAUGCCAGCCUCAGCCAGUGCGCUUCCUGAGCCCAAGGUGCGGAUCGUGGAGUACAGCCCUCCCUCUGCCCCCAGGAGACCCCCUGUCUACUACAAGUUUAUUGAGAAGUCGGCUGAGGAGUUGGACAACGAAGUGGAGUAUGACAUGGAUGAGGAGGACUAUGCUUGGCUGGAGAUCGUCAAUGAGAAGCGGAAGGGCGACUGUGUUUCAGCCGUGUCACAGAGUGUGUUUGAGUUCCUGAUGGACCGCUUCGAGAAGGAGUCGUACUGUGAGAACCAGAAGCAGGGGGAGCAGCAGUCCCUAAUCGACGAGGAUGCUGUGUGCUGCAUCUGCAUGGACGGCGAGUGCCAGAACAGCAAUGUGAUUCUGUUUUGCGACAUGUGCAACCUGGCCGUGCACCAGGAGUGUUAUGGGGUGCCCUACAUCCCCGAGGGCCAGUGGCUCUGCCGACACUGCCUGCAGUCCCGGGCCCGGCCUGCCGACUGUGUGCUGUGCCCAAAUAAGGGAGGUGCCUUCAAAAAGACAGACGACGACCGCUGGGGCCACGUGGUGUGUGCCCUGUGGAUCCCGGAGGUCGGCUUUGCCAACACGGUAUUCAUAGAGCCUAUCGAUGGCGUGAGGAACAUCCCUCCAGCCCGGUGGAAACUGACGUGCUACCUCUGUAAGCAGAAGGGUGUGGGUGCCUGCAUCCAGUGCCACAAGGCAAACUGCUACACAGCAUUCCAUGUGACAUGUGCCCAGAAGGCUGGCCUCUACAUGAAAAUGGAGCCCGUGAAAGAACUGACUGGCGGUGCGACGACCUUCUCUGUUAGAAAGACCGCUUACUGUGAUGUCCACACACCCCCGGGCUGCACCCGGAGGCCUCUGAACAUUUAUGGGGAUGUCGAAAUGAAAAAUGGUGUUUGUCGAAAAGAGAGCUCAGUCAAAACGGUCAGGUCCGCUUCCAAGGUCAGGAAGAAAGCAAAGAAAGUGAAGAAGACAAUGAGCGAGCCCUGUGCGGUGCUGCCGCCUGUGUGCGCUCCGUAUAUUCCCCCUCAGAGGUUAAAUAGGAUUGCGAAUCAGGUGGCCAUUCAGCGGAAGAAGCAGUUUGUUGAGAGAGCCCACAGCUACUGGCUACUCAAAAGGCUGUCCAGAAAUGGCGCCCCCCUGCUGCGGCGACUCCAGUCCAGCUUGCAGUCCCACAGAAACACGCAGCAGAGAGAAGAUGACGAGGAGAUUCAAGCCGCCAAAGAGAAGCUGAAGUACUGGCAGCGGCUGCGGCAUGACCUGGAGCGUGCGCGCCUGCUGAUCGAGCUCCUGCGCAAGCGUGAGAAGCUCAAGCGGGAGCAGGUGAAAGUGGAGCAGAUGGCCCUGGAGCUGCGGCUAACCCCGCUCACGGUGCUGCUGCGCUCCGUGCUGGACCAGCUGCAAGAGAAGGACCCGGCUCGCAUAUUUGCCCAGCCGGUGAGCCUGAAGGAGGUACCAGAUUAUUUGGAUCACAUUAAACAUCCCAUGGACUUUGCCACAAUGAGGAAACGGUUAGAAGCUCAAGGGUAUAAAAACCUCACUGAGUUUGAGGAGGAUUUUAAUCUCAUUGUAGAUAACUGCAUGAAGUACAAUGCCAAGGACACGGUGUUUUAUAGAGCCGCAGUGAGACUGCGUGAUCAGGGCGGUGUUGUUCUGAGGCAGGCCAGGCGCCAGGUGGACAGCAUCGGCUUCGAGGAGGCCUCGGGGAUGCACCUGCCUGAGCGGCCUGCUGCAGCCCCUCGGCGGCCUUUCUCCUGGGACGACGUGGACAGGUUGCUGAACCCGGCCAACAGGGCCCACAUGGUCUUGGAGGAGCAGCUGAGAGAGCUGCUGGACAAAUUGGACCUCACGUGCUCCAUGAAGUCCAGCGGGUCAAGGAGCAAGCGGGCCAAGUUACUAAAAAAAGAAAUCGCUCUUCUUCGAAACAAGCUGAGCCAGCAGCACAGCCAGCCCCCGCCUGCAGAAUCAGGUAUUGGAAGCUUUGAAGAGGAAGGUGCUCGGCUGGGGCAGGAGACUGGGGAGGAAGGAGAUAAAUCUCCCCCUAAACUUGAACCAUCAGAUGCAUUACCUCUUCCUUCAAACUCGGAGACUAAUUCAGAACCACCAACCCUCAAACCAGUAGAACUCAACCCAGAGCAGAGUAAACUAUUCAAAAGAGUCACAUUUGAUAAUGAAUCACAUAGCACUUGCACUCAGAGCGCACUGGUAAUCGGACACCCUCCAGAGCCCACCCUCGCCAGUAGUGGCGAUGCGCCGGCGGCGGCGGCCUCCGCAGUGGCGGAGCCAUCAAGCGAUGUAAACAGACGCACUUCUGUUCUCUUCUGCAAAUCGAAAAGUGUAAGCCCCCCAAAGUCUGCCAAGAACACUGAAACCCAGCCAACUUCUCCUCAGCUAGGGACCAAAACCUUUUUGUCUGUAGUCCUUCCGAGGUUGGAGACUCUUCUGCAGCCAAGAAAAAGGUCGCGGAGCACCUGCGGCGACUCCGAGGUGGAGGAGGGGUCCCCGGGAAAGCGCCUGGACACAGGUCUCACCAAUGGCUUUGGGGGUGCGAGGAGCGAGCAGGAGCUGGGCGGCGCCCCGGGGAGGAAAGCAGCACCCCGACGACGCUGUGCCUCCGAGUCCAGCAUCUCCUCCAGCAGCAGCCCACUCUGUGACUCGAGUCUUAGUGCGCCCAGGUGUGGCCGUGGCAAGCCUGCCCUGGUGCGUAGACACACGCUGGAGGACCGCAGCCAGCUCAUCUCCUGCAUCGAGAAUGGGAACUACGCCAGGGCGGCCAGGAUCGCAGCCGAGGUUGGUCAGAACAGCAUGUGGAUUUCAACCGAUGCUGCGGCCUCCGUUCUCGAGCCCCUGAAAGUUGUGUGGGCCAAGUGCAGCGGCUACCCCUCGUACCCAGCCCUGAUUAUUGACCCCAAGAUGCCACGCGUGCCUGGCCACCACAAUGGAGUCACCAUCCCGGCCCCGCCGUUGGACGUGCUGAAGAUCGGUGAGCACAUGCAGACCAAGGCAGAUGAGAAGCUCUUCCUCGUUCUCUUCUUCGAUAAUAAGAGGAGCUGGCAAUGGCUCCCCAAGUCCAAAAUGGUUCCCCUUGGUAUUGACGAGACAAUAGACAAGUUAAAAAUGAUGGAAGGGAGGAACUCCAGCAUCCGAAAGGCCGUCAGGAUCGCCUUCGACCGUGCCAUGAACCACCUGAGCCGUGUGCAUGGGGAGCCAGCCAGCGACCUCAGUGACAUUGACUGACGUCACCUCUGCGGCCUUGUCCAUAGUGUUGAUAAGUGUACAUAUUUGUAUAUUGUUCAAAACUUAACUUAUUCUGAUUUUUAGGCGUAGUUCUUUAAUUCUUUUGCCCUGGGGAGGUGGGGGAGGUUUUAUUUCCAAGUUUUCUAUGAAACCAUCCCCGUCUGGGCACUCUGUGAAUGGCGUGGGCGCGUCUUCCAAGCGCGACUCUGUGCCCAUCACAGGUCACACCGGAGGGUGCUGCUUAUGUCACUUUCUUUGAUCUGUAGCUUUUUUUUGAAAGACUUUUGAAUGUUUAAUAAUUUUGUAAAUCAUACUCUUUACACAGAGUACCACUUAUUUAAUAAGACGGGAUGUAAAUUUACAAUGACAAAUGUGUAUUUUAAGAAAGAAAAUGACGUUAUUUUGAAGGUACUUUGUGGAAAGAGGUGAAGAAUAAAUUUAUGCCGUGUACAUCAUUUGCAAAUCACCAAAAACACUCCGCCGCCCCCGUGAGGGCCGGGCGGGCGCUUCCUCUGGGUGUUGCCAUCCUCCUUCCCUCCCUCUUCCGCUGCCUCCUCCUCUUCCUCCUUGUCCACCCGCCAGCCUCUGCCCGUCCACCCCAGCCUCCCAUGGGUGUGCCUCCCAGCGGAUUAUUUAUUGUAGAAAGUGUAUUCAUUUGCUUUAUAAUGAAAGAUAAAUUUGCAAAAAUAUAUUGAUAUGCAUUUUUAUACAGGCACAUAAAAAUUCAGCUUGCUUUGGGAGCAGGAUGUGUUGGUUGUUGUAUAAAUGACUGGCUGUGUGUUCUUUGAUUUUGUAACUUGUAAUCUUUUGUUUACAAUGAGGGGCUUUCUGUAACUUGUUUUAAUUUAGAACUCUUUGGUAGCAAUAGAAACUUUGGAUACAUUUUUGUAUGGUACAUGUGAUGUAUAUAGAAUUAGUACUUUAUUUUUAUUUUUAAGAGGUAAAGCAUUAUGUUAGGGGAAAAGGUAGGGUGGGUUUCCAAAAUUUCAUUUUUUAUAUUAAAAAAUAAAGUGAAGAUUUGGACAGUGUGGCCAUUUUAUUCCUGUAUGAGCGGAACGCUUGGCGGGGGUGUGCCUGGAGGCUGGGAGAGGGCGAGGAUCCCCGUGGCCUGUCCCCAGCCAGCUCAUCGAGGCGUGUGACAUGCCUUCAUCUUAAGAUUUUCAUGGGAUGGCAUUAUUUAUUAUUUUACCUAAUCAUAUUUUUAUUUCAAAGUAAUAGUUUAAAGUCUUUAAAUGUUUCCUUUUCAGUCUCCGUUGUUUGUAAUAUCUCCAUAGAAACUUGGAAAUAAAACAUCUGCCUUUG